Molecule: messenger RNA, 576 nt
Organism: Rotaria sordida
Lineage: Eukaryota; Metazoa; Rotifera; Eurotatoria; Philodinida; Philodinidae
Source: the annotation of a GenBank genome assembly
AUGGAUCUUAAAUGCCCAAUAUGUCUUGAUCCUUUUCAACUACCUUUAUGUGAUAUUUAUUGUCGUCAUAUUUUUUGUUUUCCAUGUAUCAAAACAUGGCUUAGACAAAAACAAUCAUGCCCUGUAUGUCGACGAUAUUUUACUAAAUUUGUACGCAUUACUGAUGAAAAACUACUUAAAGAACUUGAUUAUUUAUUUGUCAAAUGUAUGUAUUGUAAUGAAACAAAUAUUAGACGAGGUAAUUUUAAUGAUCAUAUAAGAUAUCAAUGUUCAAAACAAAUAAUGAUUGAUCAUGUAAAAAAUAAAGAAAGUCUUCGACAACAUUUUCAUCUUGAAUAUUUAUUGAAAAGAAUAAAUGAAUCAAUUGCAAGUAGUAGAAGACAACGACAGAAUUAUGAACCAUCACAUUUUACUUCAUUACCAUUAUGGACCGUUUUAAUUUCAAGUGUUCAUUUAUUUAUUUAUUUGUCUGUAUUCAUUCCAAUUACUACUCUAUUGAAUAUUACUGAUUUUAUUAUCUAUCUUCUUCGUUAUACUAUUAUUUGGCUAAUUCGUAUCAUAGAAUUACGAAUAUAA